Molecule: messenger RNA, 4602 nt
Organism: Tachysurus fulvidraco (yellow catfish)
Lineage: Eukaryota; Metazoa; Chordata; Actinopteri; Siluriformes; Bagridae
Gene: pacs2
Product: phosphofurin acidic cluster sorting protein 2
Exons: 25
Coding region: 292-2934 (880 amino acids)
Biological process (GO): protein localization to plasma membrane
Molecular function (GO): transmembrane transporter binding
Source: RefSeq, a predicted model, not a curated record
GAGAGAGAGAGAGAGAGAGAGAGAGAGAGAGAGAGAGAGAGAGAAUAUGUUGGGGGGGUUAUUCAGUACUGCAGUUUUCAGUACGUAGCUUGUGGGAUGAAAGACAUAAAGUGGCGCGCACCGAGCACGAGCUCUGCACGAACCGGGGAUUUAUAAAGGUGUGUGUGUGUGUGUGUGUGUGUGUGUGUGUGUGUGUGUGUGUGUGUGUACGCACGCACGCACGCAGUGUAGGACAGUGUAGAACUUUGCUGCUUUUUGGUGUUCGUUUUUUUGCCCUCUUUUGUCGCGAGCAUGGCGGAGCGGAGCGGCCGUGUGAGCUUCCCUGGGAGCGGCGCGAUCAACACACCUGUCCCCAUGAACCUGUUCGCUACCUGGGAGAUCGAUGGGAGCUCCGCGAGCUGUGUGCCCAGGUUGUGUAGUUUGACUCUGAAGAAGUUGGUGGUGUUGAGGGAGCUGGAUAAAGAGCUCAUCUCUGUGGUCAUCGCCGUCAAAAUUCAGGGCUCAAAGCGGAUCCUGCGCUCACAUGAGAUAAUGCUGCCCCCUACAGGGACUGUGGAGACUGACCUCGCCCUUACCUUCUCUCUGCAGUACCCUCACUUCCUGAAGCGUGAAGGGAAUAAGCUUCAGAUUCUGCUGCAAAGAAGAAAGCGUUAUAAAAACCGCACCAUUCUGGGCUACAAGACUCUGGCUGUUGGAUCUGUGGACAUGGCAGAGGUGAUGCAACACCCUGCAGAUGGAGGACAGGUUCUGUCUCUCUGCAGUAAUCAGAAGGAGAUAAUGGGAAAAGUGGCUGAAAUCUGGAUUUACUCCCUCUGUAGUCAACCAAUUGACCAUGAGGAGGCGGGGCUAAUGAAGAGCAAACGUUCUGAGAAUUAUUCAGAGGAGGAGUAUGAGAGUUUCUCUUCAGAGCAAGAGGCAAGUGAUGAUGCUGCACACACACAGGAUCUUGAAGAUGAUGAGUUUGAUGUGAGGAAAUCUAAAAAACAUCGACGCUCAAUCGUGAGAACAACAUCCAUCACAAGGCAGCAGAACUUUAAACAGCGAGUUGUCGCUCUGCUUAGACGUUUCCGUGUCUCUGAUGAGGUGCUGGACUCGGAGCAGGACCCAGCCGAGCCACCACCGGAAGUGGAGGAGGAUCUGGAGAGUUUGGACUUUGAGAACCCGAGUGACAGUCCAGACCUGGAGGAUGAUGACAGUGUACUGAGCACGCCCAAACCCCAGCUCAAGCCAUAUUUCGAGGGUGUGUCUCUCUCCAGUUCUCAAACAGAGAUUGGCAGCCUUCACAGCAUGAGGAGUCACAGAGAACCACCCAGUCCGAUGGAUCUGGAUAAGCAGAAGAUUUCUGGAGGAAAGUUUCAGAUGGAUGACAUGUCAGAUGGCAUCACUUUUGCGCAGCUUGAAGUCUUGACCCCAACCACAGAGUUGGAGAUGAUGGACAACAUAGACUCUUUUUUGGAGAAGCUGCCCCCUACAGGCAGAAUGGUUAAAACUGAGUCUCUCAUUAUCCAGUCUAACAGGCAGGAGGUGAAGCAGGUCCGCAGGGGGAGGAGCACAUCACUGAAGGAGCGACACACGAGUCGACCACCGAAUGAGAGAGCCAACAGUCUGGAUAACGAACAUCCACUGCACACACACUGUCCUCUACAGAUUCCCCGUAAGACAGUUUACGAUCAGCUGAAUCACAUCCUGGUGUCUGAUGAUUUUCUUCCUGACAGCAUCAUCCUCAUUAACACCUCUGACUGGCAGGGACAGUAUCUGUCUGAUGUCCUGCAGAAUCACACUCUCCCUGUUGUGUGUACGUUCACCACAGCUGACGUUCAGGCUGCAUUCAACACCAUCAUCUCACGAAUACAAAGAUUCUGUAAUAGUAACUCCAUCACUCCGUCCCCGGUGAAGAUUGCAGUUGCAGGUGCACAGCAUUACCUGUCCUCUGUGCUCCGCCUUUUCGUAGACCACCUGACUCAUAAGACUCCUGAUUGGCUGGGAUACCUGCGCUUUCUCAUUAUUCCACUAGGAGCCCAUCCUGUAUCUGAAUACUUGGCUAGUAUUGAUUACAGGUAUAACAACCUGUUCAAGGACUUAGCAUGGAGAGAUUUAUUCUACAAACCUGAAGCUCCAGCUAUAGUGCAGGAGAAUCCUGAUGUUGUCUCCAAGGUAACUCAGUACAUGCUGGGAGCAAAUGGAGCAUAUCAACUCCCCAUUGCAGAGGCUAUGCUAACUUACAAGCAAAAGAGGAAAAAGAGUUUUCAUUUUGAUUUUGCACUAAGUCCAGACGAAGACUCGUGUCAGAAAUUCAUCCCCUUUAUAGGUAUGGUGAAGGUGGGGCUGGUGGAACAGACCUCUGCUGUAUCAGGUGACUCAGAUGAUGCAGCUCCAUUAGCAUCUCUGCUCUCCUCUACUCCUCCUCAGAUCUCUCCAGCUUUAAAAGAAGUUUCUCCCACUCCUCCGUCCUCUCCUUCUAUUCACUCCUCCUUCUGCAGUUCCCCCGGGAGUGCUCAGGGGGAGCUGAUGGGGCUGCAGGUGGAUUACUGGGUCGCACCGUCAGAAAAGAAGAGAGAUGUGGAGAAAAAAGAUUCAGUCUCCAAAAACACGCUUAAGUGCACUUUCCGCUCACUGCAGGUUAGCCGCCUCCCACUGGGUGGAGCAGAGGUGGGGUCAACAAUGUCAAUGACUGUUGUCACCAAGGAGAAAAACAAGAAAGUGAUGUUUCUGCCAAAGAAAACAAAAGAUAAAGAUGUCGAGUCAAAGAGUCAGGUGAUUGAAGGAAUCAGCCGAUUGAUCUGCACUGCCAAACACCAGCAGACCAUGCUGAAGGUGUCUGUAGAUGGUGUGGAGUGGAGCGAUGUCAAGUUCUUCCAGCUCGCUGCUCAGUGGUCAUCUCACGUUAAGCACUUCCCCCUCGCCAUCUUUGGACACUCCAAAGGACCCUUCUGAACUUUAACCCUCCUUCUCGACCCUGCAUCACUCCAGCCUUUAAACUCUCCUGUGUUUUAGUUUAACUGAAGACUAAUGAACUGAUCAACUGAACAUGUGGAUUGAUUAACCGGCUAACUGACACCUGUCCCAGUGUGGAAUGUUCCAGAAUAUGUUAGUGUGUGAUCCGUGAUGGCGGUACAAGAGCAGCAUCUGUGUUUUAUUUACCUGAACACGUCUCGACUUGUUUUGUUCUGUUUGAUUGACAGCUAAACGUCAGGCUUCACUCCAGUAAUAGACAUAAUGACUGACUUUUCACUCCUGAUUUGAUUCAUUUGAAUUUCUCAUGUAUGUGAAUUGAACUUUUUACUUAUGAUUUCAUGAUUCAGCUCAUUUAAGUGAAUCAUGUUUUGUGAUAUUUGAUUAAUUUGAUUGAUUUGAAUCACUUUUUAUUCUUUCUGUUCAAAACAAACCAUUUAAAUGAAUUGAUCUAAGUUCUGACAUUUUUAUCUGAGUUUAAGUGACGAUGUCUGCUACGUUUUCUCAUGUUUGCUCUUGUUCACUGUUUUCACUCUGUUUUUGUGUGUGUGUGUGUGUGUGUGUGUGUGUGUGUGUGUGUGUGUGUGUGUGUGUGUGAGCAUGCGAGAGGUUAAAGCACUUUUUGUGUUUAGUUAAGAGCAGUUCUUAGCUUUUAGAUGAUUACAUGCCUGCUCGUGUUAAGGCCAUAAUUCCUGGACACUGGUGAAAAAUGUUCAGUUUAAUAUUAUGUAUUUUUUAUCAGCAGUGUUUGUUGCAGCUUGUGUGUAUUUAUUAAUGAUGGUGUAGAAUUGUGUAAGUAAACAACGUUAGAGACUGUGCCUUGUAGCACAUUUAUAAACCCCUUAUAAUUUCAUAUGAAGAGCUGUUACAGCAUCAUCACUGUCACUAUUUCUGUUCUCUUAUACAGUGAAAUUAUUAACAAGUUUGUUAAGAUUAAAAACGUAUUUUACUCAAAUGAGCAGAGUAGAGAUACAGUGCAUGCUGAACACAAACAGAAGCCAUUAUAAGGUUGUUUUAUUCUUAAACACCACCAGACCCCAGUGACAACAGACAGAACCCUAAUGAGCAGACAGACGGCCACGGAAAUCAGGAACCAUUAGGAACCAUUAGGACCAAAAACAUUCUUUUAAUCCAGAAACCCAUUAGAAAUCAUUAGAACCUGUUAGAAAUGUGUAAUGUUGGUGUGUCGAGACGUCUGAGGGUCGAAGCUCCUGAAAGUGUGAUUUAUAUUAGUGUAUAUACACAGAGACAGUGUUUAAAACUCACUUGUAAGUGAAAAAUGAAUGCACUCUUCUGGUUAGUCAGGAUAUUAACUCAUUUAUCUAAUUACAUGAUCGCCAUGUUUUAACUCCACCAAUAAGGAAGCAGCGUUGUACCAAAUGUCUGAAUAAACUAAGAUGAGGAAACGAGUGUGUGUGUGUGUGUGUGUGUGUGUGUGUGUGUGUGUGUGUGUGUGUGUGUGUGUUGCUGUGGCUCUGCAAGACUUGUUUUUGUAUUUUUAUUUUCACCUCAUAAAUGUUCCAUAAAGAUGGGUGUUAAGUGUCUACAGCAGGACGGAGAUGUGGGACAUCUGAUGAAUAUUUGUUAAGUUUAAAAUACUACCAGUGUGUUAAGUGAAGUGAAAGUAAUAAACUACACACACUACCAUGA